Tarenaya hassleriana is the source of this 2405-nucleotide messenger RNA. RefSeq names its product V-type proton ATPase catalytic subunit A. Bases 164 to 2035 code for a protein of 623 amino acids. Gene Ontology annotation, biological process: proton transmembrane transport; ATP metabolic process. Gene Ontology annotation, cellular component: proton-transporting V-type ATPase, V1 domain; plant-type vacuole. Lineage: Eukaryota; Viridiplantae; Streptophyta; Magnoliopsida; Brassicales; Cleomaceae. The record is from RefSeq and is a predicted model, not a curated record. The transcript has 21 exons. Gene Ontology annotation, molecular function: proton-transporting ATPase activity, rotational mechanism; ATP hydrolysis activity; ATP binding.
UUUAUUUUUUCAAUCAGAUCAACUCCUUCAGGUCUUGUCAUUACGUGCACCCGCUCUCGUGUUGUGACCACUUACUCUCUUGUUCUUCGCUUGGAGUUGAAUUUUGUUUCGUCGCCUGAUCGGAUUUGAUUUUCUGAAUCUCGAGUUGUCAUUGUUCGAGAAAAUGCCGGCGUUUUACGGAGGAAAGCUCACCACCUUCGAGGAUUCCGAGAAGGAGAGCGAGUAUGGUUACGUUCGUAAGGUUUCAGGGCCUGUUGUUGUUGCUGAUGGUAUGGCUGGUGCUGCUAUGUACGAACUUGUGCGUGUGGGGCAUGAUAAUUUGAUCGGUGAAAUCAUUCGGCUGGAGGGAGAUUCUGCCACAAUCCAAGUUUACGAGGAGACAGCUGGCUUGACGGUUAAUGAUCCUGUGCUUCGGACACACAAGCCUCUAUCAGUCGAGCUUGGACCGGGAAUUCUGGGAAAUAUCUUUGAUGGAAUUCAGAGGCCUUUGAAGACUAUUGCAAAGAGAUCUGGUGAUGUGUACAUCCCUCGUGGUGUGUCUGUUCCGGCUCUUGACAAAGAUGCCCUUUGGGAGUUCCAGCCAACUAAACUGGGCGAGGGCGACACUAUUACUGGUGGCGACUUGUAUGCAACCGUUUUCGAGAACAGUUUGAUGCAACACCAUGUCGCCCUUCCUCCUCAUGCCAUGGGCAAGAUCACUUACAUUGCUCCAGCUGGUCAAUAUUCCCUUAAGGAUACUGUGCUUGAGCUUGAAUUCCAGGGUGUAAAGAAGCAGUUCACUAUGCUUCAGACCUGGCCUGUACGUACACCUAGGCCUGUUGCAUCAAAGCUUGCCGCUGAUACUCCUCUACUUACUGGGCAGCGUGUCCUUGAUGCCCUUUUCCCCUCUGUUCUUGGUGGGACUUGUGCCAUUCCUGGUGCUUUUGGUUGUGGAAAGACUGUUAUCAGUCAAGCACUUUCAAAGUACUCUAAUUCUGAUGCUGUUGUCUAUGUUGGUUGUGGAGAGCGAGGAAAUGAAAUGGCUGAGGUGCUUAUGGAUUUCCCUCAAUUGACAAUGACAUUACCUGAUGGCCGAGAGGAGUCUGUCAUGAAACGUACGACACUUGUAGCCAACACCUCUAACAUGCCUGUGGCUGCUCGUGAAGCUUCAAUUUACACAGGAAUUACUAUUGCUGAAUAUUUUAGAGAUAUGGGCUACAAUGUUAGUAUGAUGGCAGACUCAACUUCCCGUUGGGCAGAAGCCUUGAGAGAAAUUUCUGGACGUCUGGCUGAAAUGCCUGCCGAUAGUGGAUACCCUGCAUAUCUUGCAGCUCGUUUAGCAUCAUUUUACGAGCGUGCUGGUAAAGUGAAAUGUCUUGGUGGACCAGAACGUAGUGGAAGUGUCACAAUUGUUGGUGCUGUUUCUCCUCCUGGUGGAGACUUCUCUGAUCCUGUGACUUCUGCAACUCUUAGCAUUGUACAGGUCUUCUGGGGUUUGGACAAAAAGCUUGCUCAGAGAAAGCAUUUCCCAUCCGUUAAUUGGCUAAUUUCAUACUCAAAGUACUCCACGGCAUUAGAGUCUUUCUACGAGAAGUUUGAUCCAGAUUUCAUCAACAUCAGGACAAAAGCACGUGAGGUGUUGCAACGGGAAGAUGAUCUCAAUGAAAUUGUCCAGCUUGUAGGAAAGGAUGCUCUGGCUGAAGGAGACAAAAUCACCCUGGAAACAGCUAAGCUAUUGAGGGAAGACUACCUUGCCCAAAAUGCGUUUACACCAUAUGAUAAAUUCUGCCCAUUCUACAAAUCUGUAUGGAUGAUGCGUAACAUUAUUCAUUUCUACAACUUGGCUAAUCAGGCGGUUGAGAGAGCAGCUGGGAUGGACGGUCAAAAGAUUACUUACAGUCUCAUCAAGCAUCGUUUGGGGGAUCUCUUCUACCGUUUAGUGUCUCAGAAGUUCGAAGACCCAGCUGAGGGUGAGGGAGCUCUUGUGGCGAAAUUCAAGAAACUGCACGAGGAUCUGACAGCCGGCUUCCGAGCGCUGGAAGAUGAAACUCGAUAAUCAGUUUCCGAAAUCUAAAAAGAUGUUCCUGAAGAAGAGUUCGGAGCCACCAUUCCAAUCCGGUUCUAUAUAUAUGUGCGAGGGGUUGUUCUAGCGUGAACUCACAUACCGGAUGAAUCUCUGACACUUGAGACAGAGGUUUGUCCGGGUUUUGAGCAGCCAUUGUCGUGUUCUCGGACUGAGAUCUUAGAUGAUUUCGGCUUUUGUACUUUACCCCCGUGUAGUAAUAUGGUUUUCAUGAGUCCAUUUCUUUAUUUCUUGAUAACAAGGUACAGGCAAAAGUGAACGUAUAUGUCUGUUUCUUGUUUGCUCAAUAAGUGCAAUGAUGUAUUUGGAAACCCUCGAGGGAUCAUUCUUUGGCUUUUGGUUA